Cooperia oncophora is the source of this 840-nucleotide messenger RNA. The record is from the annotation of a GenBank genome assembly. Lineage: Eukaryota; Metazoa; Nematoda; Chromadorea; Rhabditida; Trichostrongylidae.
AUGCGAAAGUCGUUCGACGCAAAACGAUUUAUUCACGAAGGUGCAGUUACUAAAGUUCCAGACAUUGUUGAGAAACGACCACCACCUCAGGACCUUUCUGCAGAUACCCUGAAGGCUCUCGAUUGGAUACUACAGAACAUCACAAAGGUCACAGAAGGCGAAGAAUCAUACAAGAAGGCACUCACUUUGAACUCAGACACAGACGAUGCGGACGGCAAAGGGUUCCCAGUUCCCCUGCAGCUUUUCGCAUCGAGUGAUAACACGGACAUAGUCAAACCUUUCAGAGGUAAAAGCGCCAGGAAAAACUCGAAAGAGGUACGUUAUUGGAAUUGCCAUGCUUCAGAUACAGGAGACACAUUCUGCUUUGGUCUCACGACGGAGACAGUCCCUUCUUUGCCCCGCUUCAAGAAGUUGCGAAAAGGAAAAUCAAAGCAGAGAAAAGGCAGUCGCAAAGCGCACGACUUAGAACUUCACUCUGGAGAAUUCAAACCGUAUGUAAGAACUAAGAAAAUGGACGCCAUGAAUAGCGUUGAACGAAAGGUCAUGGAAGCUGAGGACUAUGCGGCUCCGUUUGACAGUGGUGUUAUUCACAAUGGUCUUUCUAUUCCGAAAUCCGUGGAAUACACUGACGAAACAGCGCCGAUUGCUGAUAGGGGGAGCUCCAGCGUUGAAUCAACCGCCUACAGGUCCCUGUCUCCACCCCAGAACGAGCAGCGACAAGCAAAAGAUCUGAACUUGGUGCCAAUCAGGAGAGGAUUCCUCCCAGGAGCAAAUGCAGAAUUCCACCAGCAGCCCAUGCAUGUAAUCACUGAAGGAAGUACUGAUCAUGAAGGUAGGUAA